Entamoeba nuttalli P19 is the source of this 2925-nucleotide messenger RNA. RefSeq lists its product as hypothetical. The transcript has a single exon. NCBI's taxonomy places the organism in Eukaryota, Evosea, Mastigamoebida, Endamoebidae. The record is from RefSeq and is a predicted model, not a curated record. Bases 1 to 2925 code for a protein of 974 amino acids.
AUGCAAAGAAAAACAAAGUUUCAAACAAGAAAUGUACGUGUCCACGGAUCAUUAUCACAACAAUCAAUUUUAAUGGAAACAUACAAUGACAUUACUAAAGUUCCACCAAAAAAAGAAACAUUACAAGAAAUUUUUAAUGGAGAAAAAGUAAAAUUUAUUAUUUCUGAUAAUUCUUCAAAUCAAUUAAUGAGAUUAAUUUGUUUUGAUGGAGAUGUUUUGAUUCCGAAGGAGAUUGUUAAUGAAAUAUUUCGAUCUGAAAGGGUGUAUGAAAAAAAUCCAUUUUUAAAUGUAGAAAAGAAAGUUGUUGUUAUGUUAAUUCAAGCAGUAUUAUUUAAUAGAAAAUAUAACUUUAAUGAGAUGAAAACAAGUGAAAUAAUUCAAUUUAUUUCAUCAUUACCAUUUGUUAAAAUUAUAAGAGAAAAAACUUUAAUUGGUUCAUUAGUUAGUUGUAUUGAACAAAAACAAUUAUAUUUUGAAGAAGAAAUUGAAAUGCAUAUGGUAAAAGGAUUAAUAGAAAUGAAUGAUAUUGAUAAAAUUAAAAUAGUUGCUAAGUCAUUUAAAACACCAACAGCAAUUAAAAAAAUAUAUUCAUUUUUAUAUACACUGAAUCAAAUUAAUAUUCCAUCAGUUUCUAAUGAACAUUUAUUUCUUAUUGGACAAAUGUCAAUUGAAAAAAAAGAUAUGAAAAUGUUUAGAGGAUUUAUAAAAGAACAAAAUGAAAGAAAAAUUUCUAGCUCAGGAAUUUUUUUAUGGAAAAUGUGGAAUAUAAAUGAAAGUUCAAUUCAACAAGGACUUUUUGAUUUAUUUAUUCAAACACUUCAAAUAUUUAAAAAUGAAGAAAAUGACAUGUACUUUUUAAUUACUAUUGAAGAAGUAAUUUUACAUGAAGAAUAUUUACCUUAUUUAUAUUCAAUUAUUAAUCAAGUAAUUCUUAUAUUAGAUACUCGUUGUACAAUAACAAAUUUAUAUCAUUGCAUUAAAAUUAUUUCUCAUUUUAGUGGUACUGAAAAGUCAAAUGAUUUAAUUAUUAAAAAUCACUGGUAUGAAUUAAUAAUAAAAAGAAUUACUGGAAAAUUAGAAUUGGCACCAAUUGCUCUUCCAUUAUUAAUUAAUAUUCUUUCUUCAUUUCAUUGUUGUCAAAAUCAACAAAUAGAUUUAAAUUCAUUUUAUAGUUCACGUCAAACUCAUCAAUUAUCAAAUUUACAAUCUCAAUCUCAAUGUUUAAUAAAUAAUUCACAUAUAGAAGAAGUUUUGUUAUGUUAUUUAACACAAUCAAAAGAUAACCCUUCAAUGAUAUUAUCUAUUCUUCAAGCUUUUGAUAUGGUUUUUCAUCAUAAAGCAGUAGAUAUUUCAUUUUCAAAUUUCAUUUUACCAGCAUUAAUUUCAUUAUGUGAUGUUUUUGAAAAUGAAAUACUAAUAAUUAAUCGUUCAUUAAAUCUGUUUUUCCAAGUUGAAUUAAAUCUUCAAUCAUCAAUUAGUGAAACAUUAUUACUUCAUUUAAAAGAUAUUGCAAUAAAAUAUAUAGAUCAAGGAGAUAUUAUUGAAAUUAUUUCUCGUAUAUUAUUUAUUUGUGUCAAACAAGAUAAUCAUAUAGCAACAAAUAACAAUAUUAUUUCAUUAAUUACAACAAUUUUAAAAACUUAUACAACUUCUCCACAAAUUAUUAUGUCAACAAUUAAAACUAUUUCAUUUCUAUGUAGUAGAAAUAUGUCCAGUAAUUAUUUUCAACAAGAAGGUACUUCACUUGAUGUUUCUAUUGCAUUAAAAAUGGCAUUAGAUGAUUUUGAUAAAUAUAAAGAUCAAGUGUUCUUUGAAAAUUUUGUUGAAGAAUGUAGUUUUAUUCUUGGAUUAACAGCUUCUUUAUGUGAAGACAUAGAUACUUUAGAAAAUUGGUUAUCCUUAGUAAAAGAUGUUAGUUCAUAUUUUCCUAAUUCUAUUAAAGCAAAAGAAAGUGGUAAUGUUAUUUCAGUUGAAAUUAAUGAAAGGUUACCUUCAAAUAUGACAAGGAACGAAAGGAAAAAUUCACAAUUGAUUCAUUCAUUAUUAAAACAAUCAGGUAACAAGUCUUCUGUUCAAAUUUUUAAAAUUAUUAACGAGAAUGUUCAACUUUUAAAUGAAGAAAUAACUAAAUUAGUAUCAGUAUGUAAUGAUUUUAUUUCAUCUAAAACACUUCAUAAAACAAUUUGUUUAAUUGCUCUUAUUAAUGCAUUAAAACAAACUGAUAUUGCUCAAAACUUAGCUUUAGAAUUAACUAAAACUAAAUUUCUUGAUCGUGCAAAUAAAAAUGAAGGUUCAGCAAGAUAUAAAAUACAUCUUUAUAUUCUUCAAUUAAUAAUUCAAUCAUAUUCCAAUUCUCUUUGUAUAGAACAAGAAUUAUUUGUUUUAUAUGAUUUAUUUAAAUCGGAUAGAACUAUUGAAGAAUUAUUAAAUAAAUCAAAGAACCUUACUUCAUUUUAUUCAAGUCUUCAAACAAUUAAAUCUCAAGAAUGUAUUAACUCAUUUUUAAUGUUAUUACCAUUCCAAUCUUUUUCUAAUAAGAGUCUUAUUGAUACAUAUUUAUCAUAUUAUAUUAAAUUAUUAAAUGUAAGUAUUGAAAGAGUUUUUUCAUCAGAAAAAAUAAAUGAAGAUCUUAUCUUAUCAUUUUUAUUAUGUGGAAUAAUCUUAGCACCUGCUUAUGUCUUAAUUUAUCAAAACCUUGUCAUUCAUCUUACUACAUUAAUCAUUGGUCGUUUACAACAAAAACAAGUAGUUCAAGAAGACAUAUUCUUAGUUUUAUCACUUCUUUCUCUUUCAUCUUCUUCAUAUGUAAAACAAUCAUUUAAAUCUCAUAAAGACCUUGAAUGUUUAUACAAUUUCUUCGAUGGUUGUCAUGAUUUAAGGUCUGUUGAAAUAGCAAAAAAAUUAAUUGAGAAAUUUUCAUCUUAG